CUCCUUGACUGUCGGUACGGCCCGGCGGCAGCUAGAUAGAUCGCCAAACUUACCGAUCAACAGACCUUGAUUCUCCAAGCUCUCUCACCCGAGAGUCAAUAUGCUCUGCAGAAGCCAUCCAAAGUUGCCAGUUGAUUGUGACUCCCCCCCUCCCUCCCCACAAAUAGAUUUGUGUUUUGUCAUCAUGCACCAAACAGACCAUGACGCACUUGACUGCAGCCCUGCUGCUCGCCUACUUCUUCACCUUUGUUAUCAAGAGGUACAGAAGAUACGUAUUCUUAACCUCCUACAUCUCCUGCAAACUCCUUCAAAUCGAUUUUCUCUACACGACAUACAUGGACAACAAGCAACCAGCCAACCAACCAACGACCACAACCGCCAUUAAGCCGCAGCCGGUACUCGCGACCCUCCCGUUCGACCUCCUCCACGCGGUAAUCGCACACAUCCCGGACGCGUCCUCCCUCGCCGCCCUCAGCCGCACCUGCCGGACGCUCCACCAGUUCGUCGCGCGCCAACACGGCUGGCAAAUCUUCGUGCAGGCCCGGUUUCCGUCGAUCUACGCCACGCUAUCGCCGCCGGAAGAUGUCGCUGCCGUCGCCGCCGUCGCCGCGGACGCAAAGUUCUGGCAGAGACACGCGCAGGAGCUGACGCUGCUGUCGCACAACUUCGACCGUCGCGCGUUCGUCGCAGAGGUCCUGGAUCCUGAUGUGUUGAUCCAGAAGCCGCUGAGGUUCUAUGCCGCGAGGCAUACUCGCGGGGAUUGGAGGGGUGGCGCGGCUGCCCAGGGUGCGCACUGGAGGCCUGCCGCGCCACAGUACCAUCGCUGGGCAGCGGCUGUCCAGGUCAAGGACGGGAAGCAGAGUGUCGGGUAUCAUCCCGUGCUGCAUGCUGUGGGCAACACCCUGGGUAUGGGCGCCGGUCAGGAUCUGCUGAUUAGGCGCCGCGGAGGGGUCAAGGAGAAGUGGUGGGUGUAUGCAGAUGCGGCGCACGUGGCCGGCAAAGACGAUAUCACGGCGAUGCAGCUAUUUUCGGAUGCGGAUUCGAACGGAGAUGAGGCCAGAGCGCUGGUCGGAAGAGCUAACGGCACGAUGUCGUGCAUAAGGCUUUUGACGCCGGAUGCGACGGCCGGUGGCGUGGGCUCCGUGGCGGUCGAUAUGUCCCUCAAUACUAGGGGACAGCAGGUACGAAAUGCGAGUAUGCUCGGGGAUUUGGUGUCAAGUGUGCUGGGAAAUGAUCUUGUUGCGCUGCAUAGACUACCACCUGAAGGUGGUGGUGGGGGUGGCGGGAAGGUGAUGGUGGAUAUCGCGAGCGAAAUCACGACAUGGUCGACUGAAGAUCAACCAUGGAGCACCCAGCUGCUCUCGCCAGGUUUGCUCGCGGUUGGGAAGAGCAGCGAGGAUCCACUCGCUAUUUACAGCAUCACCCCGACCGGACUGACGCUCUUACGCAAGUACGAUGCCUCGGGCUGUGUCGGCUGCCAGACAUCCUCAGUGAAUCCCAUCGCGCCCUUCCCAGACAUCAGAGCCAAAUCAGAUGUGUUCAUCACGGGAUGGUACACCGGUGCCACACUAGUCCACGACCUCCGUUCGCCAGACUUGCACGUAGCCGAGUUCUUCGACCCUAUCGAUAACUCCAAGAUCUAUUCCCUGCUACCGAUCGGACGCGAGAGGAUCAUCGCUGGCGGAGCCCGCCACAGUCUCCUAAAAGUGUUCGAUAUCCGCAUGCCGGGCGGCCGCGCCUACAGCUCCCCGCUGCACCACCCAUCCUUCGACGCAAACAACAGCUCCGACGAGCGCACCCACGGCUGGGCAACCUACUUGCACAGCUCGACCGGCAACCGCUACACGCCGCACCGGAACACCCGCAACGCUGUUAUACGGGAAUCGCCCGUGUACUCGCUCGCCUCGGGAUCCCCUGGCGGUGGGGAGGUGCUUGCGGGUGUGGAGGGCGGGGUCUGGGAGUUCGAUUUCGUCGGAAGGAAAGUGGGUACUGGCGAGAAGAGGGCGGGACGCAGGAACUGCGUCAUGUAUGAGUUUGAGAAGACGAGGAUGUGGGUGCAGGGCCGUGAGGAGUUGAUGGGUAGGGCGGGCAUCAUGAGGGCGACUGGCGCGUUGGAUGGCCGCUGGGGACCGUUGUGAAGGCGCCGGAGCAUGGGGGUAGAAUCGUUUUGGUCGUUACGGGGUUGCUACAGUAUUUGCACUUGUGGGAUUAAGUAUUGGCGGUUUUCGAAAAUACAAAAGGUGGGAUAGUGUGAGUCAUGGCGCAUGAUGUUGCGGGUUAGCUACAGAAAAGAAUUCAUGGAC
Molecule: messenger RNA, 2303 nt
Organism: Tricharina praecox
Lineage: Eukaryota; Fungi; Ascomycota; Pezizomycetes; Pezizales; Pyronemataceae
Exons: 2
Coding region: 201-2138 (645 amino acids)
Molecular function (GO): protein binding
Source: RefSeq, a predicted model, not a curated record